AUGCCGCUGAAGAUCAUCAUCUGCGGUAGCGGCAUCGGAGGGCUUUCAGCUGCCGGAUACCUCCGCGCCAAGCAUCACGUCACGAUCCUCGAGCGCGGCACGCUCGACUUCACAGUAAACGACUAUGGAAUGUCAAUUGUCUCCAAUGCCUUCAAUCUCCUGCAAAGAGCUGGUAUCAAUCCACAGAAUCUUGACAUGGUCGUCCCGACCCACGUCUGGAGGAGAACCCCUAAUAAUGAAGAGGGGAAGACAAGCCACUUCGAUACGAGGGCGAGAUUUAAAGGGGCUCCCUCCGUCCUGGUUAAGCGAGCCAAGCUCCAAGGAGAGUUGAUGCGAUUCGCAACUAGUCCCGAGUUUGCCGGUGCGCCAGCUGAAGUUAUUCAGAAUGCGAAGGUAACUAAAGUCGAUACCGCCGCCGGGAAAGUAUGGACCGAAGAUGGAAGGCUCUUCGAGGGCGAUUUGAUUAUCGGCGCCGACGGUAUCAACUCGGUCGUUCGCGCCGCCAUCCUCGGAGAUCAAGACAUCUCGGCGUCCGUCAAAACUUACGAUUCUUUAGCGUUUAUGACACAGCUAUCCAUCGAAGAUAUCCGGUCGGACCCUAGCUUUGAUUACCUGUCUGACCCCGCAACCCAAGCUGGCCUCGCCAGCGCGCAGGCGAGCUCGGGUCCUCAAGUGAACAAGCACAUCAUCGCUUAUCACACCUCGCUAAAUUCCCUACAAGUCUUCGGCUACACCUCUGAGAAGGAAUUCUCCGAGCAGUUCGACUCCGCCAAGACAGCCAUCAUCAAAGACGUCCCCGCAUCCAGGGUAAUCGAGGAAUUCGCACCGGAGUUCGGUGAAGGAUUCAUCAACCUCUUCCGGCAUAAUACCAAAAUUGACGCGUGGAGAAUCCGCGACGUAGCCGCCAUGGACAACUGGUUUUCCGGCAAGGCGUUGCUGAUUGGAGACGCCGCGCACGCGGUAACUCCGCUCGCCGGGCAAGGAUCCAAUAUGACCAUCGAAGACGCCGAAGCGUUAGGUUACCUUCUCCGGGACGUGGACUCGCCCGAUGCCAUUCCAGAUAUCUUGCGGAAAUUCAUGUCGUUGCGCAAGGAUCGUGUCGAUCUCGUUAGACGCCGCUCACAUGAGAUAGGAGGCAUCCAGGAGGAAGGGCACGAAGGCAGGAAGCGAAUCAGCCCGGAGGAAUUUGCGCGCAAGAUUGAUACGUAUCAGGGGGUUGAGCAAGCGUUGAACGGACCGAAGCACCCAGGUAGGGGCAGACACCCUAAAUAA
Daldinia vernicosa is the source of this 1272-nucleotide messenger RNA. Its product is annotated as FAD/NAD(P)-binding domain-containing protein. Bases 1 to 1272 code for a protein of 423 amino acids. The transcript has a single exon. NCBI's taxonomy places the organism in Eukaryota, Fungi, Ascomycota, Sordariomycetes, Xylariales, Hypoxylaceae. Gene Ontology annotation, molecular function: monooxygenase activity; FAD binding. The record is from RefSeq and is a predicted model, not a curated record.